Messenger RNA from Scylla paramamosain (green mud crab), 4931 nucleotides. RefSeq lists its product as uncharacterized. Bases 218 to 1246 code for a protein of 342 amino acids. Lineage: Eukaryota; Metazoa; Arthropoda; Malacostraca; Decapoda; Portunidae. The record is from RefSeq and is a predicted model, not a curated record. The transcript has 6 exons.
AGGAGGAGUAUGCUGCUGCCUAGGGAACAUUUCUUCAUCCAAGACCAAAUGAAGUAUUUGUUGAGGCCUAAUGUCACUCCUGUUGACAUAGAGGUGUUCUUGAGAUUCUUCCAAGAGAUCAGGAAGAAGAUGGCAUUAAAUGACACUUGGCAGUUGAUGCCACUUGUGAGGACUUACCUGAGCUUGGUGACAAGUCAGAGGGGAUCCAGUAUGCUGGAUGAUCUGGUGCUGUGGGUGCAGGACAUCCCAGCAGAGUGGGAAUACUCUAACAGAGAACACAACAAGAGGCUGCAUUUGGAAAUGGCGAGUACCAACAGAGAACAGGAAGUCAUUGCUUGUGGGUGCACUUGUGUUCCUAGAUCCCAAGAGCAUCCCAGCAGGUGUUGUGUAUGGCACAGAUAGCAGGGAGCAGGUCCACAGCCACAAGUUAACUGGCCCAGUGGUGGAGAUUGAGGUAUCCACCAAUGAUGACUUGUCCUUUGUCACUGAGGGCAUCAGUUUGAACAUGUCCUACUAUGACCCAGAUGUAACCACAGAAAGGAAUGUGUGUGGUGGAGCUGAGGUGUCCGGGACAUUGGGCGAGACUCUGAAGUGGGAUCUGACCAGGUGCAGUGUGCUGAACCUGGGACACAGAGGCAGGAGGGUGACCAGGUGCCACUGUCAGGGUCCUGGAGUGUUUGCUUUUAUUAAAAUGCCAGAGAUACAGACUGAUGAUUCAGCCUUGAAGAGGCCAGUGCUGGUGGUAGUGGCUUUGACCUGCUGUGCAUUUAUCCUGCUGCUGCUGCUGGCAUUACUUCGCAUCUUUCUCCUGUCGUCAGCUUCAUCUGUGCCUUCUGGUAGGCGAAGGGAAAACAGUGAUGGCAGCAGGCUGAUGAACGGACUCAAAGCUAGAAUGACGUUCUCCAUGCUUUGUUUUUCUUCUAAUUCAGAUGGACAAAGUGAUAUAGAAAUGCCGUACAUCCCCAGUCCAUUUGAGGCUCCGCAUUCCUCUCCUGGAUCUAUUAAUGUCAGAAGGAGAAAUAAGGACUUCUACCCAGAUCCUCGCUACUUAAACAUGCAAAUUGUAACAGAUGUCAAGAGAUCGGUACAUUCCCAUAUAUAUGAAAAUAUUUUUCAUCUUUCAGAACCUGAACAGCAAACAAGACAAGGUUCACAUGUCUUAGACUGUGAGUACGAGAUCCCAGAUGACAUUCACCUCCCUUUGGUUAAUAUUCAUAAGUCAGACCCAGAUGAUAGUCAGUGUUAGGAGGUCAGGAGGAAAGACGAUACGAAGGAAACUGCAAGUGGUACAAAUUACUAUUGUGUGUUAUGAUGCGUUGGAAUUGUCCUUAUGUGUGUGUGUGUGUGUGUGUGUCCCAUCAUCUUUGAAGAGUAAGUGGAUUGUUGUAGGUUUCCUGUGUGUUUCUUUAGCAAGUAUGAAAUGUUUUUUACUCUUAAGAAAAUCUAGUUCUUAACAAAAAUGUUAAGAAUUGUAGUUGAUAUUAUAUUAUUUUGUAAAAUCAGUCUCAAAAUUCUCAAAAUUAUAGAACUUUUUUGAUUGGAAAUCAAACAUGUUUGUACAAAGAAAAUCUGUGUAGUAUUUGUUUUUCCAUAUUACCAUGAAUGUAUGUGAAUGUUCACUUCAGGAAAGCUUGAAUACAUCAGGGUAAACACAGAGUCAUUAUAGAAUACUGCACUUGUCCUUGCUAGUAGAUGAUCUAAGUUAGUAUUGUGCAUUGGUGUAGGCAGUGCAUGAGGUAUAAUGGCUGUUUUUAUCAGCCACCUGCUGGUGGAAUGUGCAUGCCAUGUACAAGUGGAGAGAAAAGGGAGAGACUGUUGUACAUAAUCGGUUAUUAAUUAGACCUAAGGUUGAUUUUGUGAUGAAUUACCAGACUUAUGGUUUAUUUUGUGGUGGAUCAUAUAGUUUCCUUUUGUGUAUGAACAGCAAAAUUCUUGCAACUUGCCAACACUCACCCUUUUUUAAAAAAAACAAAGAGGGGAAGAGACCCCACAUUCUUCUAGUAACUAGAGCACACACAGCUGAACAGCUUGUCACUUAUUUUUCAUUUGUUUUUAUGGCUGUAGGCAGUACAUUAAAAAAUUUUGUUUUUGUUUUUUGUGCUUUAUUUUUUAUUGUUGUUGGCAGUGCAUUGCAGAUUAUAUUUCUUUCUAAAAUUUAGGAAAAUUAUAGUGGAAUGAAAGAUUCAAAAGUUUAUGAAAAGAAUUUUAGCAAUGCCUGCCCAUUCUGCUUGAUAUAGGAAUGAAUUCAAUUGCCUACAUUUUUCUUUUUUUAUGGGUAAAUGCUUCACAAGAAUUAACAAGAUUAAUGGGUUUAGAUGAUUUUCAUGUUUUCUUUUUCCCCACACAAAAGGAUGCGGGAAGGAUGAAACACAGAAGCUUGGGAUCGAGAGUGAAGUGCUGUUUUGCAUUCAGACCAAGUUACUUUAGCACUGCUUGUUGCUGCCUUCCUAAUCAGCUGAAUUCCUGUCUCGUUCUCAUAAAGGUAAGGCAUUCACUCGCACAUGCUCUGGUGAUACAUAUUCUAUAUUUUAUGAUUUAGCUCACCUCUUAUACAUAGGUCAUUCAGACUCAUUGUAUGAAUAGAGAACAUCAAGACCUGGCUUUUUUCUUUGUAUAAAUACUGAUGGAGGUGCUUGCUAAAGGAGUAAUAAUUUGUGAUUUAUUCUUAAUACUUCCAUUUUUUUUAAAAUAAUUGUCACAAAAUAUGGCAGAUGAUUCCCUUUAAUAAACUAACUUCUGAGAUCGUAAAGCGUUUAUGUGUAGCUACUGUUGCCUAAAUUGAAUACCUAUUUACAAGCCAUAAUUGAGCAAAUAAAUUAAAGAAUGAGGUGCAUAUUCAGGUCAUACAUAUUUAUCAGGUGAUGCGCCAAAAUUGUUUACAUUAUCAAGACUAUGAGAGAAAACCCCUCACUGGAAUUGGAAAAGGCAUCCUACACCCUGUAACUGUGUCUCAAUAAUCAUGCCACCUGAGGAUACACAAACAUAAUAACACUGUCACUGUUGGAUUGGCUUAAAUAUUUUUGUCUUGUCUUACAACAUGUGGCAAAUGACUUUUUGUGGCUCUAUAAAAACUCUUAUUUAUUUGUUUAUAAGGUACAUGACUAUACAUAUAAUACAAAUAAUUCAGUGUUAUUUAUUUAUUUAUAUACAUUUUUUUUUUAAUAUAUAUAAAAAUUAUUAAUAAAAUGUUAAUCAGAUGCUUAGAGCUCCGACCCAGUGAUGGUGUUAGCACAUCUGCACAUUUCUAAAUACCAGAAUUACUGGGAUGGCAUUAGUGAAACCAAAUAUAAAGUAAAAUCUUGUGAACAGCCUGUAACAAAUUAGACUGGGUUACAAUAAGUGCAUUCAAUAACUUUGAUAAUAUAUUGAUAUUUACAGAAAAGAAGAGAUCAGUUGUACUAGCUGUAAAAGAUUUUAAUUUAACACAUGACUUAUUCCUCACAUUAUAAUGGUUAUUCCUCACAUCCCAUUAUGAGUUUUUUCCCCUCCCAAGCAAGCAUUCAUACUUCCUUGCUUUUUCUUUCACAUUUAACUUUGUCUUUGUCACACACAGUGAAAUCUUGAUUACAAACAUGACAAGUGGGAAUUUUAGAACAUGAAGAAUGAAAAAUUAAAAGAUUAAAGUAAAUGUAUGUUUGUUAUGAGGAAAUAAAAACUGAAUGCAGCAUUUACACCAAUGCCAGCAGGCAGUGGUCAGUGUGCAUGUGUGCCUGUGUCUGAGUGCUGCUCUGCAGGGGGAUAUGACAUUCUUAAAAGUAAUUUUGUCUCAUUUGUAUUAUUGUUAUUAUUUAUUUAUUUAUUUAUUUAUUUAUUUAUUUUUAUUUAUUUAUUUUUUUCCUAAUUAUACUAUCAUUCAAAAGACUCUUCUACAUAGAUGGAUUCUUCAACAGAGGUCCAUUCUCUAUUGGAAAUGGCAGUGUUAGUUGAAGAGUGGUAUUAACAUUUUGAAGCUAUUCUUUUGGCUAUAAUUGUCAUAGUUUCCAUAUCUGAGUUCAGCAAUUAUUGCUAAAUGUGUUUGCCAAAAUUAUCUUUCUUGAAUAGAGGUGAGUUAAGGCAAAAAUCAUAGGAAACUGUAGUACCAGAGAAUGUGUGAGUGACAGCCCCACCUUGAUAAGAGUGAGAGGAAUCCAGCCAGUCAGGUGGGGUAUGGUAAAUGCUGUAAAGGCACAAGAGUAACACAGUGUUGGAGCAAACUAUACAUAGUACAUGGAGAUGUAUCAUUUAAAUCUUCCUGUACAACAAUGGAUAUAGAGGAAGUGUGCUUAGCUUGACAUGAUCUGGUGAUCAGGGUAUCUUCAGCCAGUGUAAUGCCUUGUCUUGAAACAUUUAAAAUCUUCAUAUUACUAAAAGUGCUUGGUAUGUCUGUCCAUCUGUGUGUUACAAUUUCAUCUCUCAAAAGAUCAGCAAAAUACUAUGAUUGAGGAGGAAGAGUGAGGCAGUGUGGGACUGGUGUAAGGAACAAGAUCUCACAGCUUGUCCACCUAUAUAUAUUUUCUGACUAUUGGUCACUGAGCAGUGUAAUCUCUGUUGUUUUCUUUCAAGGUCUGUAUGUAGCAUUGUUGUAUACAAGUGCCUGGUUUUAUUUAUAGUGUCAAGCCAUGAGAGGGAGCAAAUGAAGAUCAAGCCAGACAGAUACUCAAUGUACAUGAUACCUCACCAGUCAUCCCAUAGCAAUCACUAUGACUUGAUUGUGUGUAUUGGCCUUGGUAGUCAAGGGUGAUUUAGUCCACAUGGGUUGUGGUUCUCACGAUGGGUAAGCUGGUAAAGUGAUUACUUCACCAGAUCAGGCUCCCCUCCCAGUCUCUCUUUUGGUUGCCUUUGUAUAAACUUAGCAUUACAAGACACAAGGUAUUAUAAUUCAGUAGAAGUUAUUAUAUAUUUUAUUUUAAAUAUAAAGAAAAUAAAUGGCAAAAUAAAUGGUAAGUAAUGUU